Molecule: messenger RNA, 1701 nt
Organism: Juglans microcarpa x Juglans regia
Lineage: Eukaryota; Viridiplantae; Streptophyta; Magnoliopsida; Fagales; Juglandaceae
Product: UBP1-associated protein 2C-like
Molecular function (GO): RNA binding
Source: RefSeq, a predicted model, not a curated record
ACACGUAAAUGCUGUGCGUUACCUCACAGCCCUCACUCACCCUACAGUUGAUUUUAGGGUUAGGGUUUAGCCUCAGAGUCUGGAGAUUCUUCUUCCGCUGCUUCACUCUCUCAUCCAAUGGACCCAACAAAGAAGCGUAAGCUGGAAGAGAACGGCGUCUCCGCCGAAAUCGAUCCGUCUCUCUCGAUACUGACCCCAGAAGACGUCCGAAAAAUCGUCGACCGUAUCGACAAGGACAAGCUCAUCAAUAUCGUGGCGGCCGCCGCGGUCCGCCACUUGGACGUCCUCGAAGGCGUCCGAGCCCUCGCCGACUCCGACGUCUCACAGCGCAAGCUCUUCGUCCGCGGCCUCGGCUGGGACACCAAUACGGAUGGCCUCCGCAGCCUUUUCUCCUCCUAUGGCGAGAUCGAGGAGGCCGUCGUCAUUCUCGACAAGCAGACCGGCAAGUCCAAGGGCUAUGGCUUCGUCACUUUCAAGCACGUUGACGGCGCGCUCCUCGCUCUCAAGGAGCCCAGCAAGCGGAUCGAUGGUCGCGUGACCGUUACGCAGCUCGCGGCGGCGGGGAACUCUGGUAACAACGCGAAUGCGAACGCCGCCGAUGUAACGAUGCGGAAAAUCUACGUAUGGGAGGUGCCGCACGAAAUGUCUCCGGAUAAGCUGUUGUCCCACUUCAGUUCAUACGGGGAGAUCGAAGAGGGGCCUUUGGGGUUCGACAGGUUCACUGGGAAGUCGAAGGGUUUCGCGCUGUUUGUGUAUAAGACGGCCGAGGCGCAGGCGGCCUUGUCAAAUCCGGUGAAGAUGAUAGACGGGAGGCAGUUGAAUUGUAAAUUGGCGAACGUGGAUGGGAAGAAAGGGAAGCAAGGGGGGCCGCCCGGCCAGGCCGGGCCUGAUGGGGUUCAGGGCCCGAUUUCAGGUACUGGGAAUGAGGGGAUGGGGAUGGGUAUGGGAAUGGGUAUGACGCAGGGUUCGAUUCCAGGGUCGCAGUACGGCGGACCAGGAUCAAUCGGCACGUACGGAGCGUAUACUGGUGCGCCACCUAUGGGGAAUCAUCCAUUGAACUCGUCCUCGUUGGGUGGACCGGGGUUAUCGGCUGUUAAUAACCAGGCUCCAUCGUCUUUUGGUGGGACUGCUGGGUACGGCGCUGGACUGGGUGGGCCGUAUGGUGGGUAUGGCGGCAUUGGUGGGACUAGUGGGGGAUUGGGCGGUGCUGCUGCUGCUGUGGGUGGAUCCUCUGCAUUGUAUAGAUUGGCGCCAAGUUCGGUGGGAAUGCCCUCUGGUGGGUAUCCAGAGAGUGCGCAUUAUGGCCUCUCGUCAUCGGCUGGGUAUCCAAGUCAGCUCCUCCAGCCAGCGGGUAACUCCCCGGUGCCAAGGGUUCCGCCUGGUGGUGGAGCAAUGUACCCUAAUGUACCGCCUUAUUUUUGAGACAUAUGAGCCGUUUCUUUUACUGGUGCCCCAAGAAGGUGUAUGACAGCUUAUUCGGCGCUGAUGCUUUAUGUGGUUCUGGUGUUUCGUGAUUGCAGAGUUUGAUGAAUGUAUUAGCUGUUCGUUCCUUUACAGCCUCUUCAUCUGCACCUUUUGUACUGUGGUUAUUUUCUGAGUGUUUGUAGUAAAAGCAUCCGAGUUAGACUAGUUAUGUACUUCUAUCAGGAAGCAUUGUCUGGGUUUUUUAAUUAAUGAUAUAGUUUUAGUAAUAUACUGAAA